AGAGAGAGAGAGUAGAGUAAUGAGGUUGCAAACAAGAGUGUCAUUUCGCAUGUAUAUUGCUACAUAUUCAUAGUGCCUACAUAUUCAUAUUGCCUACACAUUCAAAAGAAAAAAGAAAUGUUUGCCUUCACAUGACUAACACCUAAGAUUACUGCGAUGCACUUCAGUCGUGAUAUUCAUGGAAAAGCCGAUUUCUUACUUAUACUCUUUAACACACUCUUGAAAUGCAUUCGCAGAAAUAACUGCUUCCUAUUAGUGACAAAAUAGUGAUAAAAAAAAAAUAAAUAAAAAAAAAAAAACGCCUCUUAAUGCUGCCUGCAGAAAAGAGCACCAGUGCAAAACUCAUACAUCAACAGAGCUGAAAAUCUCAGAUAAUCGAGGCUUUAGCGCCCCCUCACACCUCAGUACGCCGAACACCCCGACAGGCACCACUAGUUAGCAGAGAUCUGUGAGGGAGUCAGGAGGAACCGCCAUGGACCCCGCCAGGAUCCUGCAAAUCAUCACCAACAGCACAUGGAUGGUGACACAGUUGGUGGGGAGAGGCCCCGUGGAGUUUGCGAGAUCCGAGUACAUCGUGGAAGCAGAAGAGAACACGAGGAUUCCGAAUCUACUGCAGCUCUCCGUAAGAGUGCAGCCACAAGUGUCGGCGGUGAAAUUCAAGAUAACAGAAGGCAACGAGAGAGGCGCUUUCCGCAUCGACCCCUCCACAGGACGCCUGGCCCUCACCUCCACCCUUGACUACGAGCAGCAGAAGCAGCAUGAGCUUGUUGUGGAGGCGCGGGCAGGGGAGGCGACCAGCGAGACGCGCGUGGUGGUGAGGGUGCAGGACCAAAACGACCACGCCCCGGUGUUCGCCCGUACCCUCCAUGAGACCCAGAUUACCGAGGAGGACGACAGACACCUGCCCAAAGUCAUCCUCACGGUGAAGGCCACGGAUGGGGACGAGGGCGAGCACGGCCGCCUAAGAUACUCUGUCACCGGGGACGGGAUCAUCCCUAACACCACCAUAGGAAGCUCCUUCGCCGUACAUCCUACCUCGGGCGCCGUUCUGCUCCUUAGGCCGCUGGACCGGGACCCGCCCAGAGGCCAGGCACAAUGGAAGAUUCGCGUGGCAGCGGAGGACGGGGAGUGGAGCGCCUUCACGGACGUCCUGGUCAACCUGAAGGACAUCAACGACAACGCGCCCUUCUUCCCAUCUCCCACGCUGCGCGCCGCCAUCUCCGAGAACACCCCUAAAGGGUCGUCGGUGAUCCAGGUUGAAGCCACAGACCAUGACGACCCUCGGGAAGGUCAGAACGCACAGCUGACCUACUCACUGGAGAAGAACGUGAUCGAUGAGUCGAGCGGCAGCCCCAUCCUCACCAUCCACACACGCACGGGGCUCAUCACCACGGCACUCUGCUGCCUCGACCGGGAGAAGACGCCCCAAUACGAGAUCCAGGUGGUUGCUACUGACGGAGGCGGACUCAAGGGCACAGGCACGGUGGUGGUGGACGUGGAGGAUGUCAAUGACGUGCCGCCAAGGUUCUCCCGCCCAGAGUGGACGCUGGACGUGUCUGAAAACCAGCACCCCGAUGACGUGUUGGCGACCCUCACUGUGGUGGAUCAGGACGUGACCAACAACUUCACCUUCAGGGUGGUACCGGAAAGCGGUGAUGGGUGGGACAAGUUCCGCGUGGAGAAGCGCCGUGUUGGGGCUCCCGGAGGAGACCUGCGCCUCGCCACACCCCUGGAUUACGAAAACCCUGAACACAGAAAGGGAUUCCGGUUUCGUGUGGAGGUGACAGAUGCGGGUGAAGGCAGCUGGGACGACCGCUACCACGUGGACGGCGCCUGGGUCAACCUGAGGCUGGUGGACGAGAACGACAACACGCCCAUCUUCCACGCUGAUCACGCCCACCUCACCCUCCCCGAGGACACGCCCUCAGGCACCCACCUCACCACCUUCACUGCCCAAGACCUCGACGGGGGCGGCCAAAGCAAGAUAAAGUACAGUAUAGCUCCUUCAAGCAAUCCUGGAGGGAUUUUCGGAGUAACUGAGGAGGGGGAGGUUCGGCUAGUGGGCAACCUUGAUCGGGAAACCGCGUCCUCCCACACAGUAGUGGUGAUGGCCGCCGACACGGGCGUGCCCCCCAGGACAGCUACGGCCACCCUGACUAUCAAGGUGACUGAUGUGAACGACAACCCGCCGUUCCUGGCGGAGCCACAAGAGGUGCAAGUGGUGGAGAACAGCGAGGCCCAGCUAGUGGCCACGGUGACUCUGGGUGACCCCGACAACUGGCGACAAGGUCACGGGCCGCCCUUCACCUUAUCCCUGGAUCCCCACGCGCCGCCCCUGGUCGAGGCCAGCGUCAGGGUGGUGCAUGAUAAGAAAGGGGACGAGGGUCGAGGCGUCGGUCUAGUAUACACGGUGCGAGCCCUGGAUCGAGAAGAAGGACGGCUGAUGCUGGUGCCUCUGGUGGUGGGGGACGCGGGCCGCCGCUCAGCCACCGUCACCCUCACCCUGCACGUGGCUGACCUCAACGACAACCCCAUGACGCCUGCCGCCAAGGCUGUCACCGUGCACACCGUCAAGAACGUAAGGGAAGCAGCAAGAAGUCAGUCGGCCCACACCUAG
Molecule: messenger RNA, 2617 nt
Organism: Scylla paramamosain (green mud crab)
Lineage: Eukaryota; Metazoa; Arthropoda; Malacostraca; Decapoda; Portunidae
Product: putative neural-cadherin 2
Exons: 14
Coding region: 473-2617 (714 amino acids)
Biological process (GO): homophilic cell-cell adhesion
Cellular component (GO): catenin complex; plasma membrane
Molecular function (GO): cadherin binding; calcium ion binding
Source: RefSeq, a predicted model, not a curated record